GGAUCUUUAAUGCCAUUUCACAGACCCUAUGUUUGGCAAUGUGGAGGAAGUAUGGAAGUGUUACCCUGCUCUCGAGUUGCCCACAUUGAACGCACAAAGAAACCUUAUAAUAAUGAUAUUGAUUACUAUGCAAAACGCAAUGCCCUGCGGGCUGCUGAGGUCUGGAUGGAUGACUUCAAGUCUCAUGUUUACAUGGCAUGGAACAUCCCGAUGACAAACCCAGGAGUUGACUUCGGAGAUGUUUCAGAAAGAAUAGCUCUACGACAGCGUCUGCAGUGCCGGAGUUUUAAGUGGUACCUGGAGAAUGUCUAUCCUGAAAUGAGGGUUUACAACAAUACAAUCACUUAUGGAGAGGUACGUAGUAGCAAAGCUAGUGGCUACUGUUUAGACCAGGGAGCAGAAGAUGAUGACAAAGCGAUUCUCUAUCCUUGCCAUGGAAUGUCCUCCCAGAUCAUUUAUGAAUGUGUUGAACAGCAUUGA
Messenger RNA from Pelodiscus sinensis (Chinese soft-shelled turtle), 480 nucleotides. NCBI's taxonomy places the organism in Eukaryota, Metazoa, Chordata, Testudines, Trionychidae. The record is from RefSeq and is a predicted model, not a curated record.